ACUAUCGAUAGUGCCCUCGAUGGUUUGACAAUUUUGUGGUCGUCGUUGAGUCUCGUGUUUCUGUUCCUCUGCGUUUCGCACUUAAAUUAAAGUAAAACUCAUCCAAAAUGGCUCCUCCAUCAUACAGCGAUUUGGGCAAGCAGGCUCGCGACAUCUUCAGCAAAGGCUACAACUUUGGCCUGUGGAAAUUGGACCUGAAGACCAAGACCCCUUCGGGAAUUGAAUUUAACACAGCUGGCCACUCCAAUCAGGAGUCGGGCAAGGUCUUUGGCUCCCUGGAGACCAAGUACAAGGUGAAGGACUAUGGCCUCACUCUCACGGAGAAGUGGAACACAGACAACACCUUGUUCACCGAGGUGGCUGUCCAGGACCAGCUGCUCGAGGGUCUGAAGCUCUCGCUGGAGGGAAACUUUGCUCCCCAGUCAGGAAACAAAAACGGCAAGUUCAAGGUUGCCUUCGGCCAUGAAUACGUAAAGGCCGAUUCGGAUGUCAACAUUGAUCUGAAGGGUCCCUUGAUCAACGCCUCUGCAGUGCUGGGCUACAACGGAUGGUUGGCCGGUUACCAGGCCGCAUUUGAUACGCAACAGACCAAGUUGACCACCAACAACUUUGCUCUUGGUUACACCACCAAGGACUUUGUCUUGCACACAGCUGUGAACGAUGGCCAGGAGUUCAGCGGCUCCAUCUUCCAACGCACUUCGGACAAGCUGGAUGUGGGUGUGCAAUUGUCGUGGGCCAGUGGCAGCAGCAACACCAAGUUCGCCAUCGGAGCCAAAUAUCAAUUGGGCGAUGAUGCCAGCGUCCGCGCCAAGGUGAACAAUGCUAGCCAGGUUGGCUUGGGCUAUCAGCAGAAGUUGCGCGAUGGCGUCACCUUGACCUUGUCCACAUUGGUCGAUGGCAAGAACUUCAACGACGGCGGCCACAAGAUUGGCGUUGGUCUGGAAUUGGAGGCUUAGGUCGACGAUUUUCCCAAUCGAGGAAUAUAGUUAUCUAACAUCCCCACUCUCCCAACAACAACAGAAACAAACAAAAGUAAAAGUGCAGAAACAACACUAAGCUGACAAACAAAUAAGCAAAUAAAAUUGUAAACGAUGUUCUACAAAAAACACAGUCAAAGAUAAAAGAAUCUUCACAUUUAGCAAUUAUUUUGGAUCAGUUGUCAGAAUUUCACCGCCUGCGCAACCGCCUCCAUUUCCAACAAUCUGUGCUCCACUAGAAUCUGCAGAAGUGACACUGCCAACCAACAAAACGAAUAGCGGGUCGGUGUCAGUCAAUCGUCGUUGGAUGUAGUUUUGUUUAGAAUGUACCAUGAAAACUAGCGUAUGUGUUGUUGGCAAAGUACAGAGAAAAAUACAUCUACAUAUUAAACAAAACUAAAGUUAAAACAAACACUUGCUCGUAGCUGGAAUUAUUUGCGGUGGAGAGGGCUGCUAUUAUUGGAUCCCUGCUCCUAUCCAUCAGAGGCGGAACAAAACACCACCCAACACAAUCAUUAAACAAUCUACAUUUUUGUUGUGCAUUUACCAGAAAAAAUAAAGCGAAAAGAAAUAA
Messenger RNA from Drosophila obscura, 1551 nucleotides. It is a transcript of the gene porin, whose product is annotated as voltage-dependent anion-selective channel. Gene Ontology annotation, molecular function: voltage-gated monoatomic anion channel activity. NCBI's taxonomy places the organism in Eukaryota, Metazoa, Arthropoda, Insecta, Diptera, Drosophilidae. The transcript is spliced from 4 exons. Gene Ontology annotation, cellular component: mitochondrial outer membrane. Bases 108 to 956 code for a protein of 282 amino acids. Gene Ontology annotation, biological process: monoatomic anion transmembrane transport. The record is from RefSeq and is a predicted model, not a curated record.